AUGUCAUCGACAUCGGAUGCAAGUUUGAUUAGUGCAUUGAACAAUGCUUCAACUCAACUAAAUCGAUACUUUGGAAUCUUCAUCUUUGUUUUUGGUGUUGCGGGUAAUACUCUCAAUACAGGCGUCUUGUCACGACGAACUCUUCGUUCAAAUCCUUGUGCAUGGCUCUUUCUUGCUUCAUCGAUUGCAAAUAAUAUUGCUAUUCUUGCUGGUAUCACUUCUCGGCCAUUAUCAACUUGGUCUGCUGAUCUCACAAAUACAAAUCAAUUUCUUUGCAAAUUUCGUGCAUUUCUUCUAUUCAAUGGUAUCACUAUUGGCUCCUGGCUUAUCAUGUUAGCAACAGUUGAUCGAUGGCUUUCAUCAAAUAUCAACGCUAGUCAACGACAAAAAAGUACAUUGAAGAAUGCUCAACUUGGUACAAUUCUGGUUGUCAUUGUUUCAAGUAUUAUUGAAGCACAACAACUCUAUUGCUUUGAAGCUAAUCUUACCAAUACUCCUCUCAAAUGUUAUACGAGAUCAGUAUGGUGUGGCAUUGUAUCAGAUCUAUUCUUUGCUCUGGUUUCAAUCCUUGCACCAUUGAUAUUGAUGAUCAUUUUUGGCUUAAUGACUAUUGCAAAUAUACAUAAAUCAAAUUUUCGUUUGCAACCAGCAAUUUCUUCAUUCAUUGCACAAAUGUCAUCGAUAUCAGAUGCAAGUCUCAUUGCCUUGUUGAAUAAUGCUUCAACACAAAUAAAUCGGUACGUUGGGAUCUUCAUCUUUAUCUUUGGUAUUGUGGGUAACACUCUCAAUACAUGCGUUUUAUCACAACGACCUCUUCGUUCAAAUCCUUGUGCAUGGCUUUUUCUUGUUUCAUCGAUUGUGAAUGGUAUUGCUAUUCUUGCCGCUCUCACUUCUCGACCACUAUCAACUUGGUCUGCUGAUCUCACAAAUACAAAUCAAUUUCUUUGUAAAUUUCGUGCGUUUCUUCUAUUCAAUGGAAUCACUAUCAGCUCUUGGCUUAUCAUGUUAGCAACAGUGGAUCGAUGGUUUUCAUCAAACAUUAAUGCUAGUCAACGACAAAGAAGUACAUUGAAGAAUGCUCAACUUGGUACAAUUCUGAUUGUUUUUGUUUCAACUAUCAUUGAAGCACAACAUCUCUAUUGCUUUGAAGCCAAUCUCACCAAUACUCCACUUAAAUGUUAUACAAAAUCAGUGUGGUGUGCUUUUCUGUCAGAUCUAUCUCUUGUCCUUAUUACAUUCCUAAUACCAUUACUAUUGAUGAUUAUUUUUGGUUUGAUGACAAUUUCGAAUAUACGUAAAUCACGCUUACGUUUGCAACCAGCCAAUAAAAUGAUCAAUGAUCAUGCGGGUCACAACACAGCGGCGACUGAACAGAAGAAAACCGAUCGUCAUCUUUUGAUCAUGCUGUUGGUUCAAGUUUCUCUCAUCUUUCUAUUUACUUUUCCACUUGCUAUUGAUAAACUAUAUGCAACUAUAACUCAAUCGAUGCCUAAAUCACCAUUGAGAAAAGCUAUUGAGAAUUUGAUUUUCAAUGUACUUCUUCUUCUUUCUAAUGUGUCUUCUGGAAUGCCAUUCUACGUUUAUACAUUAAGUGGAGGAAGUGUAUUCCGUAAAGCUCUGUUCGAUUUUCUGAGAAUAUUAAGUCGAAAGAUGAUGUGUCGACGUGGCUAA
Molecule: messenger RNA, 1671 nt
Organism: Rotaria sp. Silwood1
Lineage: Eukaryota; Metazoa; Rotifera; Eurotatoria; Philodinida; Philodinidae
Source: the annotation of a GenBank genome assembly